Porites evermanni is the source of this 1974-nucleotide messenger RNA. Lineage: Eukaryota; Metazoa; Cnidaria; Anthozoa; Scleractinia; Poritidae. The record is from the annotation of a GenBank genome assembly.
AUGACGAAUUUCCAGCAUGUAGCUCUUUUCAUGUUCCUGAUCUUCUUGCCAAUGGGUAGGGGUGUUAGUAUUUUGUUACUUGUUUCUUUUUAAUCCGGCUCAUUUCCGUGCAUUAAGUUUAAUUUUAAUAUCCGCCAGCAGUUUCGCUUACGUUGACAGAGGCAAAGAUCGUUAAAGAACCAGCGCAGAAUUUGAUGAAUUUACGUUUUCACGAUAUACGAGUCAUCGUUAAAGUGCUUUUACUUAUUAAGUUAAGUUGAUAACAUUGCUAAUCAUCGUGAUUGGCGCUGCCAGUAGAAUUGAGAGCUCUUUCGUGUACCUCUUCACAUCAAAACUGCAAGAAUUUAAAAUCGAAUACCUAAGGAGGCUUUAUUAACUGCUGUUUAACAACUCAACCUGGUUUGGACAGCAACUAUUAAUAACUCCUUACUAUAGCAUUCUGUCAAAUUUAUCCAAAGAGCCGUGCGUAUUAAAUGUCGUUAGUAUAGAGAUGUUCCGCGGGGUGUGCGGAAGGAAUUCAGUUCUUCUAGUGUGUUCUACCCAUUGUGUCACGCCUUUUCACGAUUUAUUCGAAUAAUUAUAUUUCAGUUGAUUAAUGUUAUCAUCCGUUUCUUAAUUUAGUAGGCAGCGUUCUUUUCUGUUUGAAGACUGCGUGCAUUACCUAUUAACGUAAUUUAGUUUCUAGAAAGUUAUUUAUAAGAUUAAGACAACUGUAUAUGAGGAAUUUGGUGAAUGCCCGACUCAGCAGUUUCUAAAGGUUUUUUGGUUUAUUUUGUUACUUUUAUUUUCUAAAAUAUACGAAGAAAACUGUUGCUUAUAUACGCAAUGGUUAUUCUUACUGAUAUCAUAUUAAGAACUUUGUAUCCCGUUUGCUACACCAACAUGUUUUUAGAAUANAAUCGAAUACCUAAGGAGGCUUUAAACUGCUGUUUAACAACUCAACCUGGUUUGGACAGCAACUAUUAAUAACUCCUUACUAUAGCAUUCUGUCAAAUUUAUCCAAAGAGCCGUGCGUAUUAAAUGUCGUUAGUAUAGAGAUGUUCCGCGGGGUGUGCGGAAGGAAUUCAGUUCUUCUAGUGUGUUCUACCCAUUGUGUCACGCCUUUUCACGAUUUAUUCGAAUAAUUAUAUUUCAGUUGAUUAAUGUUAUCAUCCGUUUCCUAAUUUAGUAGGCAGCGUUCUUUUCUGUUUGAAGACUGCGUGCAUUACCUAUUAACGUAAUUUAGUUUCUAGAAAGUUAUUUAUAAGAUUAAGACAACUGUAUAUGAGGAAUUUGGUGAAUGCCCGACUCAGCAGUUUCUAAAGGUUUUUUGGUUUGUUUUGUUACUUUUAUUUUCUAAAAUAUACGAAGAAAACUGUUGCUUAUAUACGCAAUGGUUAUUCUUACUGAUAUCAUAUUAAGAACUUUGUAUCCCGUUUGCUACACCAACAUGUUUUUAGAAUACCCUGACUAGUGCAAAAAUUAUUGGUGUCUUUCAAUUAUUAUUCAGUAUCUUAUAACUGCACGUUGUCUCAGGGCUGACUGUGAGUGAGUUAGAUCUAUAGCUAUGAUUUAAUGCAAACACAAUACUUGCGUAGACUAAUGAUAAGUCCCUGUAGCAGAAUUGUUGGCCUUUAUUGACCUAGUUCUUCUUUACUUUCCGCUGCAGUGACUUCCCGAGAUUGUUAUCAAUGUCUUAGUACGCACUCUUUCCAAGAUUGUGCAGCCAAACAAUACCGGGUAACAUGUUUGAGCUCUCAGCAUUGUGUCAAGGCAAGCGCCAAAAGAACAUCUGGCAUCAGGGACGAGGGAUACGUUAAAGGAUGCGCUGCGACCUGUUCAGCAUCAGGCGUUCCAAUAUGCAACGAACCCAACGUCCAGUGUAAAGUUAGUUGUUGCUCCUCUGACUACUGCAAUGGAGCCUCAGGUCCAACGGUCAACCGAAUUCUUUUAAUUGCCACUUUCACUGCCAGCUUUAUGUAUCUGUUUGGAUGU